Pomacea canaliculata is the source of this 5449-nucleotide messenger RNA. Its product is annotated as mucin-5AC-like. The coding region runs from base 109 to 3726 and encodes 1205 amino acids. NCBI's taxonomy places the organism in Eukaryota, Metazoa, Mollusca, Gastropoda, Architaenioglossa, Ampullariidae. The transcript has 8 exons. The record is from RefSeq and is a predicted model, not a curated record.
CUCAGGUGUAUAUAAAGCCGGGGACUUACAGGUGAGGAAGCACGCUUUGUGUCGAGCUUGACCGAACUUUUCCGAGUGAACUUCUACAUUCCUGGAGAGACUGGCGAGAUGAAAACUAUCAUCGUUCUCCUCUUCUUUUGUCUUCCUGUCAUCAGUGCUGCUCCGCUCCAAGACUCGCUCCUGUCGGCUCUGGAAGACCAGCCACCCGUCCCCACCAACUCUACACCACCCAGCGACAACACAACCACCAGCGCUGCACCACCCGCUACAGACCCACCCGCCAGCGAUGGAGCCGCGCCAAACGUCGUCGUCAUCAAUGACGUGGCGGAGGUGACGUCAGCAGCGCCACCUGAUGUCGGGGUGUCUGUGGUGAAGAUGGAGACGAAUAUGACUGAAACCACUGAAGCUGCUGCGGUUGCUGAAGCCGUGACUACCCCGGACAGUGCUGCAACCACAGUCACAGCUAAUGAAGCUAAUGAAGCUAAUGAAGCUACAGGUGCUCCAUCUCGACCAUAUGAUGUCACAGCACCGACAAACGACUUCCCAGCGUCCGCUGACAACAAAACAGACUCUCGGUCACCCUCACCUUUCACCCCUGAAACCUCAACAUCCACAGUGCCAGGAACAGCUGUGUCCGAUGUAACCACAACAAUGGUUGACGCCAUCAAUGGAACAAGAUUUCUGGAAUCUUCUACAGCAACCAUGCUUGACAGUGCAUCAUCGGCACAGACAGGUGAUACUGCAUCUUCUGACGUCACAACAAUGUCUACCAAUGAUACAGCAACGGUUGCUGAAGUCACAGCUCCCACAACCGCCGAAGUCGCUAACAUGACUGAGUCCUACCCAACGACAGGCACGGAAUCCAACACGACUACCUCGGGGGUGCCUGCUGCUGGAGAUGUAGCAUCGUCUGGUGUGGCUACAACGAUGAUUGGCCAAGACACAGCAUCUGAUGCCGCUACGACUACUUCCGCAGCUGUAGAGACAUUUGAGGUCGUGACGAAUAGUGAAGAGACAAUUGUAGCGACAAGAGUUUCUGCUACUAAAGCUGACGAAGUUGUAACACCAAGGGCAGCUGUAACACCUGAGAUUUCUACUAUACUUGACGGACUCACAACAAUGUAUCCAAACACACAAGCCGAGGUAUCCAUUACACCAUCGGCUACACCAGGGGCAGUUACAGAUGGGGUUUCUACCACAGCUGACGAUGCUACAACUCCAGCGGCAGCUGUAACAGAUGGUGUAUCUGCCGUAGUUUACGAUGCUACAACACCAGCAGUAGCAGUAACAGAAAAGGUUCCUACAGUAGUUGACGAUGCUACAACACCAGCGGCAGCUGUAACAGAAAAGGUUCCUACAGUAGUUGACAAUUUUACAACACAAGCGGCAGCUGUAACAGAUGAUGUAUCUACCAUAGUUGACAAUCUUACAACACCAGUGGCAGCUGUAACAGAUGGUGUAUCUGCCGUAGUUGACAAUGUUACAACACCAGCGGCAGCUGUAACAGAAAAGGUUCCUACAGUAGUUGACAAUCUUACAACACCAGCGGCAGCUGUAACAGAUGGUGUAUCUGCCGUAGUUGACAAUGUUACAACACCAGCGGCAGCUGUAACAGAAAAGGUUCCUACAGUAGUUGACAAUCUUACAACACCAGCGGCAGCUGUAACAGAUGGUGUAUCGGCCGUAGUUGACAAUGUUACAACACCAGCGGCAGCUGUAACAGAAAAGGUUCCUACAGUAGUUGACAAUCUUACAACACAAGCGGCAGCUGUAACAGAAAAGGUUCCUACAGUAGUUGACAAUCUUACAACACCAGCGGCAGCUGUAACAGAUGAUGUAUCUACCAUAGUUGACAAUCUUACAACACCAGCGGCAGUUGUAACAGAUGAUGUAUCUACCAUAGUUGACAAUCUUACAACACCAGUGGCAGCUGUAACAGAUGGUGUAUCUGCUGUAGUUGACAAUGUUACAACACCAGCGGCAGCUGUAACAGAAAAGGUUCCUACAGUAGUUGACAAUGUAACAACACCAGCGGCAGCUGUAACAGAUGGUGUAUCUACCAUAGUUGACAAUGUUACAACACCAGCGGCACCUGUAACAGAAAAGGUUCCUACAGUAGUUGACAAUGUUACAACACCAGCGGCAGCUGUAACAGAUGAUGUAUCUACCAUAGGUGACGAUCUUACAACACCAGUGGCAGCUGUAACAGAUGGUGUAUCUACCAUAGUUGACAAUGUUACAACACCAGCGGCACCUGUAACAGAAAAGGUUCCUACAGUAGUUGACAAUGUUACAACACCAGCGGCAGCUGUAACAGAUGAUGUAUCUACCAUAGGUGACGAUCUUACAACACCAGCGGCAACUGUAACAGAAGACGUUUCUACAACAGUUGACAAUGCUACAACACAAGGGCAAGCCGUAACAGAAGAGGUUUCUACCAUCGCUGACGAUGUUACAACUCCUGAGGCAGGUGUAACAGAUGAUGUAUCUACCAUAGCUGACGAUGUUACAACUCCAGGACCAGCUGUAGAACCUGUUACUUCUAAUACGGUUGACGAAGUCACGACAUCAGAGGCAGCUUCAUCGACUAGCGAAGCCACAUCUACGUCAACGACAAUAAAACCAUCUGCAGCAACGACUACAGGCUACUACAGCAAAACAACAACCUCACCUUUGAUGAUAACGACGACAAUAAUGAGAAAUUUGACGACAAUGGCGGAUAAGGAUUCUCACGAUGCCUGUAACUCCCAGGCGGCUGACAAGUGCUCGAGCGGCGCCAUGACUGACCUCAUGUCAGCUUUUGCCAUGUACAUGGUGGACCGGAAGGUGGACAGCCUCCUCCUGGCAUCUUGCAGAUCUUACCCUAUCUACCGCAAGUGCAUGGAGUCCGCCAUGUCAUCUUGCCCUCCUCGCCGACGCCUGGGCUAUGACGUCAUACUGGCUAGCUUAGACUUCAUCUGCUCGCCAGAGGGCGGUCGAGCCCUGGCGACCGUUGCUCCUUGUCUCCAAGACGAUCUGCUGGUCCGCGACCUUGGCUCUUGUCACAUGAACAUCAACACGGCGUUCUCCAACGUUUGCAGCGUGACCACCAGCUACUCGCGAUGUGUCACAAAAGUCUUUCGCCGCCAGUGCUCCAGAGUUGCCUCCCGUGGCAUCCGGGACAUACUGCACCACACCUUCGCCCCCUACAACACUCUCUUUAACUGCUCUACCCCGCAGCCCGCCACCAGCACCACCCCCACCCUUAACACCACCACCCCCUCACCCACUACCCCUCUUCUCAUCACAACGACAACACCACCGCCAACCACGUCUACUCCAAGAACGUCGACUACGACAUCAACAACAACUACUACAACUACAACUGCAAAAACGUCAACAACCAGACCUACAACCCAGCCCACCACAACAACAGCUCCCAGACCCGUUCAGUGCUUCGACUGUAACAGCGGCAACCCCCAGGGUUGGACCAACCCCCACUGCACUGCCAACGGCUACGUCAACCCUACCACCACCUUCAGCGUCACCUGCGCCACACGAAGCUGCUUUUCACGCAUGUCGCUGACACCAAAGGGAGCCGUGUACCGGGGCUGCUUGGACGGGUGGCGCCACAUGUUUCCUUCCGGUCAGUAUCCUACCUCCGGCUGUCGGAACAUGGGAGGCGAGACUUGGUGCUUCUGUGGAGACAACCGCUGCAACACUCACGACAUGACCGGCUUCCUGUAGUUACUUCCCCUGAACAGCGAAAAUGUCGGUGACAGAAGAUAACAUCAUCCACUCGGGGGACUCAUGGUGUCUACAGCUCCACAAACUGUGGUCCCCGAUAGUUUAUAGUGUGACAGUCUGGACAUGACACACACUGUGACACUGUACAGCUGAUUGUGUCAUGUGUCUGACACAGUGUGUUCACGCUGUGUUACACGCGGUAUACUUGUAUAAACUGUAAUCAGAUGAAUGUAUAUCCUCGCGAUAUGUUCAGCUCCACGACAUAUUCCCACCUUUAACCCCUGAGGCUUAAACACUGAUGCGACUUCUUUGAGGAUUUUUCAUUCCGAUUAAUUUUUCGAUAAGCUCUGUGAAGUGUUCACUGUUCACAUUUUAUAAUCAAAGCUGAAUACAACCGAAGCAUUCAGAGCAGUUACUGAAACACACAUCCUCAACAUGACAACGAGUCGAAAUGAGACUUUUAUGUUGUUUAUAUUUGCAGUUCAUUUGUGAAAAAAAAAGAUUUUUUUUUAAAUAUGGUGGGUGUGGCUUAUCUACUGGUGGACUCUAUAGACCGAAGUGUACAGUACUUGGCUUUUUCUUACAUCUGACAAUCUACAAACUUCGGUGUGGCAGAUGGAGCUAUAGAUCACGCGACAACAGUGACACAUGAAUCAUUCUGCUUCCGCCGGUGCCUGGAAGUCUGCUUCACCGGAAAUCGAACUUUGACCUCAUGCGAGUUGGUUCCCUCAGCAGAACUGAACAGUGAGCUGUGCUCGUGCGAUCACUCGCUGCCACAAGUCUGUGAGUUCACAUCACAGAAGUGAAACACAUGACUGUCGUGAUUAGUUUGUGAUUCUCAACUGUUGUCCUGUAGACAUCAUCAUAUAAAGGUUACAACAAACCACCCGUCACAUUGUUUAUGAUAUACAGACAUGUUUGUACAUAUGUCUCAUUCCACUGAGUGUCCUAUGCUGUUACUGAUGGCCCACAUUAUUGUACUGUGUUAUAUCUAACAGCCCAUUAUUCUGUCCUCGCACUCAGUAGACAAGUAGACGGUGUUCGUGCAUUCAGGUCACAUUUUUAUUGAAAUCCAUCAAGAACAUUCCUCUCACUUCAUCCUCUCUUUCUUCCUCCUAAUCCUCAACAUUCCCAGAUCACCAAGUCAUGCUGGCAUGAUGCCUGCUCAUGAGCAGAGUUUGUGAUAGCUACCCUGAUCACCAGGUGACAGCCUUAAUUGCUGGCUGAUGAGUAAAGUGUGUGAAGCAGCCUAUUAACCAGGUCACAGCCUGCUGAUGAGUUUUGUAAUGGCAGCUGAGGACCUCGAGCCACGAGCCACCCGAUGUCCGGGAAACCGAACCCUGUCAGGACACUACGCUGUGCUCACCCUCCUCACCGACACCACCUUUGGUGUGCGCUCCUACCACAACGACAACCCCCGACACUCAGUAUGAUUGCUUCCUCCAUCACCUAACAGCAGGAGUUCUCAUCACCUGCUUUUUUUGUUCUUUUUUUUCUUUUUUUCUUUUUUUUUUUUUGCAGGGAGGUGACAUCAUAUAGCACUCUCAGAAAUGAGUAAAGCUCAGUGGUUCACUACACGGGUGGUUCCACUACCAUUUGUGUAUUGAAAACGUAGCUUGUCUUCCUUUCUGGUGUCAUCAGCCAUCUGAAGAUUAGUUUCCACAUUGUACAAGUUGAAAAAAUGUCUUUAUGGGAAUGAAGGAAUAAAUGAAUGAAAGAGAAA